Molecule: messenger RNA, 3972 nt
Organism: Triplophysa rosa
Lineage: Eukaryota; Metazoa; Chordata; Actinopteri; Cypriniformes; Nemacheilidae
Gene: xpr1b
Product: xenotropic and polytropic retrovirus receptor 1b
Exons: 15
Coding region: 342-2420 (692 amino acids)
Biological process (GO): phosphate ion transport; cellular response to phosphate starvation
Cellular component (GO): plasma membrane; Golgi apparatus; cytoplasm
Molecular function (GO): inositol hexakisphosphate binding
Source: RefSeq, a predicted model, not a curated record
CAUCCUCUGUCAUGACGCGCUGUGACGUCAUUCUCCGACAAUGAUGGCGGCCGCGGAGCUUUAGCCUCAGACAGAAAGAACAACUGUCUAGACCUCCUUUAGUCCUCUAAACCACUUCUUCCAGCGUUCCGCUGUGCUUUAAAAACACACCAAAGGAAAAUGAGGAACAUUUGGGCUUGUUGUUUGUAAACGUUGCUAUAUUUGCCCUGAAUAUGUGUUCCGCGGAGCAGCGAAAAACAGCCGUUAAUCUGAGGGUGAUUUUCAGCUCGCGAUGAUUCACUGGUAAUUUUCCAGCAGCGCGAGUCUCUCCUCAGACAAAACACCCAGAAAUAUUAAUAAAAAUGAAGUUUACCGAGCACCUGUCUGCCCACAUCACACCGGAGUGGAGGAAACAAUACAUCCAAUAUGAGGCUUUUAAAGAAAUGUUGUACUCCGCCCAGGAUCAGGCCCCAUCAAUCGACGUCACAGAUGAAGACACAGUCAAGAGAUACUAUGCCAAGUUUGAGGAGAAGUUCUUCCAAACAUGUGAGAAGGAGCUGGCCAAAAUCAACACUUUCUAUUCAGAAAAGCUUGCAGAAGCCCAGCGACGCUUUGCCACGCUGCAGAAUGAACUGCAGUCAUCUCUGGACGCGCAGCGGGAGAGCAGUCGGGCCACGGGCCUGCGGCGGCGGCGCACAGUCUUCCACCUCUCACAGCAGGAACGCUGCAAACAUCGCAAUAUCAAAGACCUGCAGCUGGCCUUCAGCGAGUUCUACCUCAGCCUAAUCCUGCUGCAGAACUACCAGAAUCUGAACUUUACAGGCUUCCGGAAGAUUUUAAAGAAACAUGACAAGAUCUUUGAGACGGCGCGAGGGGCAGAUUGGCGUGUGGCCCACGUGGAAGUGGCUCCUUUUUACACCUGUAAGAAGAUUACCCAGCUCAUCUCUGAAACCGAGGGCCUUGUUACCACAGAGCUGGAAGGGGGAGACAGGCAGAAAGCCAUGAAGAGGUUACGAGUGCCCCCACUGGGUGCAGCUCAGCCUGCACCAACAUGGACAACCUUCAGAGUAGGACUGUACUGUGGAGUCUUCGUCGCUUUAAUUGUCACAGUCAUCAUCACAGGUGUGGUAAAGCUGGUUACAGAAGGAAGAGGUAAUGUGUGGCCUCUGGUAAGAAUUUAUCGAGGUGGUUUUCUGCUCAUCGAGUUCCUGUUCUUGUUGGGCAUCAACACGUAUGGCUGGAGACAGGCUGGUGUGAACCACGUCCUAAUAUUCGAGCUCAAUCCUCGCAAUAACCUGUCCCACCAACAUCUCUUUGAGAUUGCAGGUUUCCUUGGAGUACUUUGGUGUGUCAGUAUACUGUCCUGCCUCUUCGCUAAGGACAUCAAAAUCCCUAUACAAGCAAACCCUCUUGCACUCUAUGGAUUCUUCUUCCUUUUCCUCAUCAACCCCUUCAAAACAUACUACUACAAAUCUCGCUUUUGGCUGCUCAAAUUACUGUUUCGAGUGGUGACGGCGCCGUUCCACAGAGUUGGCUUUGCAGAUUUCUGGCUGGCUGACCAGUUGAACUCUCUAGGAGUGGUUUUGAUGGACCUAGAGUAUAUGAUAUGCUUCUACAGUAUGGAGCUGGACUGGGCCACAACUUACGAGAAGCUGAAAAUCAAAACUGGUGGUGAGAUUUGUCACUCGUAUUCAUACGGAGUACGAGCUGUCAUUCAGUGUUUGCCCGCCUGGUUCCGGUUUGUGCAGUGCCUAAGGCGUUAUCGGGACACAAAGCGUGCCUUCCCUCACCUGGUCAACGCCGGCAAAUACUCCACUACUUUCUUCGUGGUCAUCUUUUCUGCGCUUUAUAGGACACAUGCAAAUCUUCAGGAAAAACAAGUCUUCUUUUACUUGCUAAUUGCCUGUAAGAUCAUAAACUCCUGCUACACUUUAUUGUGGGACCUGAAGAUGGACUGGGGUCUGUUUGACCGUAAUGCAGGGGAAAACACCCUCCUCAGAGAGGAGAUUGUAUAUCCACAGAAGGCUUACUACUACUGUGCCAUAGUAGAGGAUAUAAUCUUGCGCUUUGCAUGGACCAUCCCUCUUUCCCUAGGGGUUGUGACUUCAUACCCGAAUAUCUCGGAUAUUUUGGCCACUAUUCUCGCACCGCUGGAAGUCUUUAGGCGCUUUGUUUGGAACUUCUUCCGUCUGGAGAACGAACAUCUGAAUAACUGCGGUGAGUUCAGAGCGGUGCGGGACAUUUCAGUAGCUCCUCUGAAUGCAGACGACCAGACGCUGCUGGAACAGAUGAUGGACCAGGAGGAUGGCGUGAGGAAUAGAUUUGGAAAGAAGAACUGGAAGAGGAGCUACAGCAUGUCUUUGAGAAGACCACGUCUGUCCUCCCAGUCAAAGGUCAGAGAUACCAAGGUCCUUAUAGAGGACACAGAUGACGACACCUGACCCUUGCGUCCACAAUGGCUUGAUAAAGGACCGUAGAUGUCAGCGGGCCUCGGCUCUUCAAAAGCUUUCCAAUCAAUCCAUCACAAAGCUGCCUGACUACACCAAACACAUUUCCCACCGGAGAGACCUCACCGACUCACACACGCAUACAAGCUCACCGCAGGAGCGGCUGCCACUUAGUUGCUGUAAUAUUCGUGACUGCCUUGAUCAUUUUUUGAAGAUCCAAUACGUGGAAGUAACAAAAAAGAAAUCAAAGGACAGUGUGUGUGUGUAUAUAUAUAUAUAUAUAUAUAUGUCAGUUCAUAAACCACUGCGAUCGUUGAAAUCAUACUGACUGUGGGAUUUUCAGACAUGAACCGUUUGAACACAAAGACUAAUGAUGAGGGUAUGAACACAUUCAUGUAGCAGACACUUGUCUGGUUAGCAGACAGGACUGGUUACCCUCAUUCACCAAAAUGUCAAUUUCCACCUUUUUUUGUUUUUUGAAUGUAUGUUUCGUUGUUAUUUAUGUAAAGGAGAAAUGCCUUGAAAGUUGCUUUAAAGGAAAUCUUUUAACUAUGGUAAGGAUUUACCUUUGACGUCUUCAGCUAGGACCUCCACAUGCUUUCGCACAACCCUCAGGUGGCUCUGAAUGAAAACUAAGGACUUUUUAAAAUGAUAAAUACUUUUCUCAUUACUUGCUUAUGUAGUCUAAAAUGCCAAAUGGGAAUAUUUGCCUAUGUUUUCCACUUGAAGACAUUUUUUGCGUUUUGAAGCAUCAAGUCAAUGCAAUUUGAAGAACUGGUGCUUGUGACUGUGGAAGAGAAAAAUACAUUUUGCUUUAAGUGUCAGGCUCAUUUUAGAGCAAGCCAAAUAUGUAACACAUUCCUCAAGAACAUUUCUUUAGCAGUAAUUUAAAGGUUUAAUGAGUCCUGUCUUAUGUUUUUUUCAUUCUCACAACAUAUGACCCAAUCCUCCUUUUUUAAUGCAUGUUAAGUGCGCACGUAUACUUGUCACAUUCCACUGAAGUAGCAUUCCAUGUCGGUCAUUUUUUUAAUUUUAGCUAGUGUCUUCCAGGGUCAGACCUAUUUUUUGAAAGCCACCUGGGGGUUUUAGAGGUUCCUCAUUCAUAAAUCAAGCAUAACGGCAGUUUUUCAUAAAACUUUGCAUUCAAGUUGAUGUGAUUAUUUUAAUAAUAGUUCUGACUUCUAAGCAUUGAGGUAGUUCCAAUGUGAUGGCUUAUGUAAAAAAUGUGUUCUUGUACUUCUGAAAGCCCAGUCUGCCUGUGAACAAUACUACCUGUGUGUACCAGGGACCCACUGUGUCAUGAGGAAAUAGACGGUUGAGAGUUCUGUUACAUUCCCUGUAUUAUCACACCAGAAGGUCCAGGUUAAAGUGGAGAUGCUGCAUUUGUACAUUCGUUCAGUCUGGGUGUUUAACAGACAUAUGGCUUCGUGAGAAUAUUCAUGGGAUUCAACUAAGCUGCAAUACUCAAGAGACACUCGCAAGCUCCAGUUCAUCAUGUCAUGUACUACUGUCCCAAGUAAACACUUGGACCAAAAAUAAAAGGUUU